Messenger RNA from Thermothelomyces thermophilus ATCC 42464, 177 nucleotides. RefSeq lists its product as uncharacterized. NCBI's taxonomy places the organism in Eukaryota, Fungi, Ascomycota, Sordariomycetes, Sordariales, Chaetomiaceae. Bases 1 to 177 code for a protein of 58 amino acids. The transcript is spliced from 2 exons. The record is from RefSeq and is a predicted model, not a curated record.
AUGGACAGAAGCAGCUUUUACUCGUACAUGUGCGAGUUGUGGGUAUCCUACCUUUCAUCCCGACAGACCGCCAACGGGCGCUAUCACGUCCGCCAGACCAACCUCAACGAGGCGACCCAGGUCCAACCCCUGACCUUCAGGAGAUGGCUGGAUAACGUCUGGGCGUUCACGUUCUAG